AUUUUCAUCUGAAUCUCUCGACGGCCACUCUCUCUCUACUAGCUUCGCAAAUCCGUGAAAAUCCAAUGGCGACUUCAAUAGCUCGAUUCUCUCGGAGAGGAGUAGCUUCAACCUUGAUCCGUCGCUGGUUCGCUGCGGAAGCGGCACUCGCGAUGCAAACGGAGCCGCCGAAGCCAAAACUAACGGUGUCGCCGUCGCCGUCUCUGGAUCGUGUGAAGUGGGACUACAGGGGACAGAGACAGAUCAUUCCCUUGGGACAGUGGCUUCCGAAGGUAGCCGUUGACGCCUACGUGGCACCCAACGCCGUGUUGGCAGGUCAGGUCACAGUCUGGGACGGCUCCUCCGUCUGGAACGGCGCCGUUUUGCGCGGCGAUCUCAACAAAAUCACGCUCGGGUUCUGCUCGAAUGUUCAGGAACGGUGCGUUGUCCAUGCCGCGUGGUCGUCCCCAACAGGAUUACCAGCAGAGACAUUGAUCGACAGGUACGUGACAGUGGGUGCAUACAGUCUUCUGAGAUCAUGUACCAUCGAACCAGAGUGCAUCAUCGGGCAACAUUCAAUACUAAUGGAAGGUUCGCUGGUGGAGACCCGCUCAAUCCUGGAAGCUGGUUCGGUUGUGCCACCAGGAAGAAGGAUCCCAUCGGGUGAACUAUGGGGAGGCAAUCCAGCAAGGUUUAUUAGAACGCUAACCAACGAAGAAACCUUAGAGAUCCCGAAACUCGCUGUAGCUAUCAACCAUUUAAGCGGAGAUUACUUCUCCGAGUUCUUGCCUUACUCCACUGUCUACUUAGAGGUAGAGAAGUUCAAAAAGUCCCUUGGGAUCGCUGUUUAGAGUCUCCUAGAAGCUUUUCUUAUUGGUUUCGUGUGCUUGCCUGUUGUAUGAGGUCUCUCUGCAUAUUGCAAUAAGUAGCUGAAGAGCAUCAAAACAUUCGAAUGUUUGCCUUUUUUUUUC
This is a messenger RNA of Brassica oleracea var. oleracea, 950 nucleotides long. Its product is annotated as gamma carbonic anhydrase-like 1, mitochondrial. The record is from RefSeq and is a predicted model, not a curated record. Bases 66 to 830 code for a protein of 254 amino acids. NCBI's taxonomy places the organism in Eukaryota, Viridiplantae, Streptophyta, Magnoliopsida, Brassicales, Brassicaceae. The transcript has 2 exons.